Messenger RNA from Meleagris gallopavo (turkey), 3167 nucleotides. It is a transcript of the gene POFUT2, whose product is annotated as protein O-fucosyltransferase 2. Gene Ontology annotation, molecular function: peptide-O-fucosyltransferase activity. The record is from RefSeq and is a predicted model, not a curated record. Gene Ontology annotation, biological process: protein O-linked glycosylation via fucose. Lineage: Eukaryota; Metazoa; Chordata; Aves; Galliformes; Phasianidae.
GUGACUGCAGCCCAUGGAUUGUGUCACUUGCUUGGCUACCAGCACAACACAAAGGCGGAAUGGCAACAGAUGUACCAGAAGGAAGAGGAAAUCCUGGAGGAGCUGAACCGGCUCACAGGCAGCAGCCUCCGGCCCCUCACUUCUGGCCUCUUCUGAGAGAAGGGCUGAGCCGCCACCAGGCCACCCCGGACAUGGCAGUGCACCACCCUGGCCUCCUCAUGCUACUGCUGCUGGGUCUGGCCACCCUGGCCUUUCCACCACACGCUGCUGCCCAGUCGCUGCCCGCUGCUCUCCGUGCUGGCCAUGCUGCCACCUCGCUGCCCACUGCCGCUGCCGCACCACGCACUCGAUACCUUCUGUAUGAUGUAAAUCCUCCUGAAGGAUUCAACCUUCGCAGAGAUGUCUACAUUCGUAUUGCUUCACUUAUGAAGACUUUACUGAAAAGUGAAAAUUGGGUGUUAGUUCUGCCACCCUGGGGACGUCUCUAUCACUGGCAGAGCCCUGACAUCCUUCAGGUCCGAAUCCCUUGGUCUGAAUUCUUUGAUCUCCCAAGCCUUAAUAGGAACAUCCCUGUGAUUGAAUAUGAGCAGUUCCUUGCAGAAUCAGGAGGGCCCUUUAUUGAGCAGAUUUAUGUCCUGCAAGGCUAUGAGGAAGGAUGGAAAGAAGGAACAUGGGAAGAAAAAAUAGAUGAGAGGCCUUGCACUGAUCAGCUUAUGUAUUCCAAAGACAAGCACCAGUACUACAGGGGAUGGUUCUGGGGUUAUGAAGAAACGCGGGGUCUGAAUGUCUCUUGCCUGUCUGUUCAAGGAUCUGGCUCUGUUGUAGCCCCCAUCCUUCUGAAGAAUACCUCAGCACAGUCAGUGAUGUUGGACAGAGCUGAAAACCUUCUUCAUGACCACUAUGGAGGGAAAGAUUAUUGGAAUACUCGUCGAAGUAUGGUAUUUGCUAAACAUCUCCGUGUAGCAGGAGAUGAGUUUAGAAACAAGUACCUUCAAUCCACAGACGAGGCAGACAGGACUCAUUACAAUGAGGACUGGACACAGAUGAAGGUUAAGAUGGGUACAGCUUUAGGUGGUCCGUACCUUGGGGUUCAUCUCAGAAGGAAAGAUUUCAUCUGGGGUCACAGAGAAGAUGUGCCUUCCCUGCAUGGAGCAGCAAAGAAAAUCCACAGCCUCUUGAAAACGCAUAACCUUGACAAAGUUUUCAUAGCCACUGAUGCUGUUGAGGAUGAGAUUGAAUUGCUCAAGAAACUGGUGCCUGAGAUGGUGAGGUUUGAACCUACUUGGGAGGAGCUAGAGCUGUACAAAGAUGGGGGAAUGGCUGUGAUUGACCAGUGGAUCUGUGCACAUGCUAGGUAUUUUAUAGGCACCUCAGUUUCAACAUUUUCCUUUCGGAUUCAUGAGGAAAGGGAGAUCUUGGGAUUUAAUCCAAAAACAACUUACAAUCGAUUUUGUGGUGAAAAAGAGAAAAACUGUGAGCAGCCAACUCACUGGAAAAUUGUAUAUUAGUAUGCAGAGAAAUCCAAAGACCUUAUACUGGUGAACUCAAAAGAAAAAGGAAAGUCUAUGGGGAAGAACAUCCCUUCAGAACUCAGUCCUCAGCUUUCUUCUAUGAUUCUUGCUGUUUACUUGAUGUUUGGGCUUUGAAACACAAGCAAUAUUUAUCCUCUUAUUCAGGCACUGAUGGGAGCAAGGAAAAUGAAGUUAUCCUUGGAUUCAGUUCUCAGUGUAACUGUGGUGACAGGACAAUACUGGACACUGCACUGGAGAUUUGAAAGGCAAAGCUUUGCUCCGAAAUAGUGAAUUAAGUCAAAGUUCUGUUUCUAGUUCUGGGGAAGGAGGGCAUCAAAGUUUAACAUCUACAAAUGUAACAUAACUACAGUCUGUACUGCAUUUCUGUCUUUACCUAAUUAUUUUUUGUUCAGCUCAGUGCUUGCCUCUGAUUGCAGAAACUACAGCUCAUCUACACUAUGUGAAGUUGUAGACUGUGCACAAACUGCAAUUCCCUGGGAAAAUCUUCCCUUUUCAAACAGCAAUUUGUCAACAUUCAAGUUUUUUGAUGCAAUCAGUACUCAGUAAUAAUUCUCUGUGAGAACCAGCUGCUUUUCCUAGCAAUCUCAGUGGGCCUGUACUAAGAGAGGCACCAAGAUUGGGUUUGUAUAGUGGUGAAAGAAACAAAGGAAGCUUUUCCUCAUCCUUCGAAGGGUCAAUUUAAUCUGACUGAUGCUCAUACCUUUUGGGUAUUACUCAGAUGUUCAACUAACGGAGACUAGUUACUAGACUGUGAUGCUUUGCUAGGGAACGUACUGAAAGGCCUUUCAUGCUUCCAUGUCAGUUAAAUGGAUCGUCUCACUAGUUCAAAGGAAUUUUUCCUGCAUUUCUGCUUUCAUUUUUCAAAAGGGAACAAAAUGAGGAAAAUAACAGAUAAUAAAGGUCAUUGGACCUCAUAAUAAUGUUUAUAGGCAAAGCAGAAAUCUUGUAGAUAGCACUGUGCUCUGAUGGAGAUGGCUGGUAGUACAUGGGAGGAGCACUGUGCUACACUACCAGUCAGAGAGAAAGUGCAGCUUCCAUUUGAGAAAUGUUUUGUAACUACCAAUUCUAGCUUGUGCAGUCUCUUGCUAUUCAGAAUUGUCUGGUGGAAGUAUUCUGCUGCAUUUUGUGCUUCAAAUGGAAUGUGUGUGGUUCUGUUAAGCAAGAUAAACUUUUUUCAAAAAUGGACCAGGAGAGAGAGGUUUCAAGAGGUGAGGCAGGCACUUUUCCUAAAUCCAAUUUUACUGGAUUGUUACUCCUCUGUUAGUGGACCUUCCACUUACUUUUUUCUUUGGUUUGAGUAGGGAUAUAGAUAGGACCCUUACACAGCAUGCACUGAGUAUUUCAUACGUGCUUCCAGACACUGAGGUUGUUUCUUCUGUGCAAUUGCAGUGAGGGUCAUGAAGACAUCUCAGACAGCAGUAGCUGCAGCUCUCCUAUUUUUACCAGCUGUUUAUUUUAUCUCUGUGCAGCAGCUGACUCUUACUUGUUAUUAAGUGAGGAACCAAGCAUUUCAAAGCAGUGCCUUUGCUCAUGAAGCUGUGUUCUUGUUUAUCCUGUGUGCCAUGUAAAGCGAUAGUGGCAUUUUACAUAUAAGAAGAACCUCAGUUCAUUAAGAAAAUAAAAAGCUUUCUAGCA